Molecule: messenger RNA, 2466 nt
Organism: Colletotrichum karsti
Lineage: Eukaryota; Fungi; Ascomycota; Sordariomycetes; Glomerellales; Glomerellaceae
Exons: 3
Coding region: 1-2466 (821 amino acids)
Cellular component (GO): SBF transcription complex; MBF transcription complex
Molecular function (GO): transcription coactivator activity; protein binding; DNA binding
Source: RefSeq, a predicted model, not a curated record
AUGAUGCCCUCCGCAUCGCAGUCCCAGCCCUCGUCGCAACAGUCCUUCACCAUGAGCCAGCAAUCUCAAGGCGGCUACCGCGGCUAUGCCGACUCCAGACAUGCCAAUGAGGCUCCCCAAAUCUACAGCGCCGUCUACUCGGGCGUCGAUGUGUACGAAAUGGAGGUCAACGGAAUCGCCGUCAUGCGCCGACGCCAAGAUAGCUGGCUCAACGCUACCCAGAUCCUCAAAGUUGCCGGCGUCGACAAGGGCAAGCGCACCAAGAUCCUCGAGAAAGAAAUUCAGACCGGCGAACACGAGAAGGUCCAGGGAGGUUAUGGAAAAUACCAGGGCACGUGGAUCAAGUUCGAAAGAGGUGUCGAGGUUUGCCGACAAUACGGCGUGGAGGAACUUCUUCGUCCGCUCCUUACAUACGAUAUGGGACAAGAUGGCGGAGUUGCGGGCCAGGGAGACUUCAACACGCCCACCAAGGAACAGGCCAUGGCCGCCCAAAGGAAACGCUUGUACGCGGGUAACGAGGCGAGAACCAACGGCAUGGCUGGGCUGAACGGCACCUUCUUCAAGAACAUCUCGAGCACCGCAUCGCACGCUGUCGCUGCUAUCAGCAAGGCACGUUUCGAUUCUCCAGGUCCCCGGGGCCGCAACGGGCCGACCAAGGCACCCAGCUUCAGCCGCCAGGGUUCCAUGCAAAACGGCGAUGACUUUCCCGGCAACUCCCAGCAGAGCUACACUUCGGACUACGGCCAGCAGGUCGACUCGGCAUACUCAACCCAGGGAACCAGCCAGCAGUUCGGCGAUGGCCCAGAACCGCCGCGUAAGCGCCAGCGGGUCACCAUGACCCCGGCGGACAGCUUCGGGGGCUACAACAACUCGAUGGAGAUGUACCAGGGCGCUUUCCCUGGAUCCCCCACAGAGCCCAAUGAGUCUUUCAUCUACUCACAGGCGAACGCGCCUGCGCAUGACGGCCACAGUCCUUUGACCCCGCUGCCCUUCGAGAUGUCUCCGGACGCCGAGGCAAAGAGAGGCAUGUUGAUGAGUCUCUUCAUGGACUCGGCGGCAUCCGACCAGUCCAAACUGGACAUGCUCCGAACACUGGCACCCAUUGAACUGGACAUGCCCAUUGACCAGCAAAGUCACACUGCCCUGCAUUGGGCGGCAACAUUAUCACGUAUGACGCUUUUACGCGCACUCAUUGCUGCGGGUGCCAGCCCAUUCCGUGUAAAUGGCUCAGGAGAGACCGCCCUUGUAAGGGCAUGCCUCGUGACAAAUUCCAUGGAUCUUGGAUCGUUCCCCGAUCUUCUGGACGUACUAGGAAGCACCAUUGAAGUUCGUGAUAGUAAGGGACGCACCGUUUUGCACCACAUUGCAAUGACUAGCGCCGUCAAGGGUAGGAACGCGGCCAGUCGGUAUUACCUCGAGAGCCUCUUGGAGUGGGUGGUCAGGCAAGGUAGCGUCCCCAAUGGCCAGACUGCUGCGAAUGGCAACGCCAGCGCCAAUGCGAACGGCAACAGUGCUCCGAGCAGCUCUCAGUCUCAACCGCAAUCGCAGCCCAAGAUGGGCAUUGCGCGCUUCAUGACUGAGAUUGUCAACGCACAAGACCACGCCGGUGAUACGGCAUUGAACAUCGCGGCAAGGAUAGGCAACAGAAGCAUAAUCUCCCAACUAUUGGAAGUUGGAGCGGACCCCAAUAUUGCCAACCGAGCCGGUCUGAGGCCCGUGGACUUUGGCAUUGGCGGCGAUGCCACGGAUGAGGGCAAGAACAGCCUGCCCAACGGCAACCCUGAACCGAACGCAGACCUUGAGAAGAACGGCGUUGUGAGCAGCCAGCGCACAAAGGAGAGCAGCGAUGACAUCGUAUCAUCAAUCACACAUCUCCUGAACGAGGCAAGCUCCACUUUCCAGAGUGAAGUCAGGACAAAACAAGCCGUCAUCGAGUCCCUGCACUCAACACUCCGCACCACCUCCGCACAACUAAGCGAGGCAAGACGAACCUGCGAAGCCAUGCAGGCGACGCUGAGGAAACAACAACUGGCCCGCCAGAAGGUCUCGAACCUCAGCCACGCCCGCGAGGAGGAGCAGGUCCGGCUGCUGCAGGAGCAAAAACGCGCCGGGCGCGCCGACGCCCUCUCGUCGUCGUGGGAGACGGAGCUCGGCGCCGCCCUCGAGACGGCCCGCGACGGCGAGGAGGCCGGCCUGCUCCCCUCCGCCGCCGUCCUCAAGGCCAGGCUCAACGCCGUCUCCGCCCGCAGGGACGCCACCCGCAAGAUGGCCGCCGCCCUCAAGGGCCGCAGCAAGGACGUCGAGAUCAAGUACCGCCGCGUCGUCGCCAUCAGCACCGGCGUGCCCGAGGACCAGGUCGACGCCGUCGUCGACGGCCUCGUCCGCGCCGUGGAGAGCGAGAAGGGCGACCUCGAGGUCGACCGCGUCAGGAGGUUCCUCGGCGGCGUCGAGGGCGUGGUGCAUUGA